Messenger RNA from Malania oleifera, 4348 nucleotides. RefSeq names its product DENN domain and WD repeat-containing protein SCD1. Gene Ontology annotation, molecular function: protein binding. Lineage: Eukaryota; Viridiplantae; Streptophyta; Magnoliopsida; Santalales; Ximeniaceae. Gene Ontology annotation, biological process: regulation of Rab protein signal transduction. The transcript is spliced from 31 exons. Gene Ontology annotation, cellular component: cytoplasmic vesicle. The record is from RefSeq and is a predicted model, not a curated record. The coding region runs from base 431 to 4081 and encodes 1216 amino acids.
AAACCAAGACCAACUUCUUAAGAAGUUGCCUCGGCCCGUUCAAAAUCCCUGUCCAUUUUUUGUUUUUGUAAUUUUCUGCUAAGGGACCUCACCCAUUAACAGUGGGAAUGCAGAUGCAGAAUCAACCAUGAGGGCUUGAAUACGAGACGAAUUGCGGCCUACCCACCUUACGCUUUUCGCAAAAUUAAGCACAAAUCAUCCCCGUUGCCUCUCAUCCUCUUCCCUCCCAGCCAAUUUUAGGUUCUGAACCCCCACAUCUCCAAGCGAAACCAAAGAAGAUGGAAAGCAAGUUUAGUUCAGAUCAAGCGCUACAUAAGCAGCGCCGAAUGUAGAAAUUGGAAUCGCGACAGGGCAAGGGAGGCAGAUCUAAAGGUAGCUCUCCCUUCAUACUUGUAGAGGGUCUCACUGAGAGAGGUUAAGAGAGAGUUAGAUGGCUCCCAUAUUCGAGUACUUUGUGGUCUGUGGCAUUGGCCCGGAAAUUCGAACGCUGGACGGGAGCAGAGGUUUCCAUGGAACUGGAGUUAUGUACUUGCCUUCUCUUCUUGAUCAGUACCCACCUCCCAAUCACUCGCUAAACCCUCCGCCGCCUCCGCAGCUACCCACCUGUGUUCUACCAGCUGGUGUGGAGUUUUAUUCAUCAGGUUUUGAUUCCAAUGAUGCCUCAACUUUUCCUAGGAGCUAUCCUAUUGUUUUGACUGAGGGCGAUGGUUCUAAAAUUUAUGUUAGUUGCAUUGCUUUUCGGGAUCCAGUCAGUGAGGAUAUAGCAGAAGCAUAUCGUAUUCCUGCAAAUUCCUUUGCUGACAAAUGUAUCUGUCUUGUUUCUCGCUCACCCAGCUUCCGUGUCCUUCGAAAUGCAUUGGAGGAACUAUUUAUACUUUGCUUUUCUCCUGUUGGAAGCAGCAAGCCAUUAUGGGAUGUUAUAGCACAUAUGGUUUCGAAUGUACCACUGCCUACUCCUGGUAAGGAUCGGGUCCUCUUUGCAAUUGAGAGCUGCCUGCUUUCUGUUGAGGCUCCACCAAAGGACGGGCUUCCCCAUGCUGAUAUAUCCUUUCAGCCGUUGGUACAGUGCUUGGAUGUUGAUAACUUAAUUAAACUGUUUACGGCUGUGUUGCUUGAAAGGAGGAUAUUGCUCCGAUCAAAUAAGUACUCAAUUCUAACUCUUGUAUCAGAGGCCAUUUGCCAUUUGAUUUAUCCAUUUCGAUGGCAGCAUGUCUACAUUCCAUUGCUAUUUUUCAGUGGAGUAGACUAUAUUGAUGCUCCUACGCCAUAUAUGAUGGGUCUCCAUUCAGAUGUUGAUACGUCAAAUCUUGUAAUGGAUGGUGUGGUUGUGGUUGAUCUUGAGUAUAACUGUAUCACCUCGUCAGAAGAAAUACCUCCCAUACCAGAGCCAGAAUUAGGUUCUUUACGUACUGAAAUAAUGAAGUUAUUGUAUCCCAAUGUUGUUGGGAUAGACCAGAUGAAGGUUAAUCUUGCUAAUUCAAGUGAUCAAUAUCCAAGAGGCAGCAGCAGGCCAUGGGGAGAGGAUCAUGACCUUCAACUUAGGUUGAUAUUCCUGAAGUUUUUUGCAUCAAUUUUAGGUGGCUACCGCAAUUUUAUUGAAAAUUCUGCUGCUCAAGCCUUCAAUAAUCAAGCCUUUCUAAAGAAGCGUGCUCGGUCCACCAAUCAACCACCAGAACCCAUGAUAGCGCAGUUUUUAGACUCUCAUGGUUUCCUGGAUUAUCUUGAGAGAGGCAUAGGGUCUGAUGAAAAUAAUAAAAAUCUUGUUGACAAGUUGCAAGAUGCUCUUGGAAGAGGACAAAAUCCUAUGUCAAUUUUUCCCUCAUCAUUGCAGGAGCUUGAGAUUAUAACUAUAUCUGACCCUGGUGUCGGGAUAUCAGGUUCAGGUGCCAAAUACACUUAUGACAGGUUUCCCUCAGACAUUAGAACCGAAGAACAAGAAGAGAAGAGGAGGCAGAUUCUUGUAGCUGCAAGUGGAGCUCUGGAGUAUUCUGGAAAGCAUACUCCUGGUUCACCUUCUGUGCUAGUGGGCAAAGACUCGAAAGCAGAAACUCUCAGCCCAAUGGAGAGAGCUGCAGAACGAGAGCGUAUGGUGUUGGACAUAAAAGUGAAAUUGCAGGGAUUGUGGCUGCGGCUAUUGAAAUUAGGAGCAACUGAUGAUCCUCUUUCAUCAUUUGAAUAUGGCACAAUCCUUGCGUUGAUUGAGUCUGACGCGGAGGGGAUUGGCGGUAGUGGGUUUGUUGAGUGCAUAAGGGAGCACAUACAUUCAGGAUGGCUCUGUCACUUGACUGAAGAGCAGUUUAUUGCAGUGAAGGAACUGCUCAAAACUGCAAUCAGUCGUGCAACAUCUCGAAAUGACAUGCCUACCAUCAGAGAUGCGCUUGAAGUGUCUGCUGAAAUGUUUAAGAAGGAUGUUAAUAAUGUUCCAGACUAUGUCCAGCGCCAUCUUCUUUCUAUAUCCAUUUGGGAGGAGCUAAGAUUUUGGGAAGGAUACUUUGAGUAUCUAAUGGAAAGGUCCUCAAGCAAGUCAGCUAAUUUUGCAACUCUGGUGACAACUCACCUAGUCAUUUUGGCAUCACAUAUGGCUGGGUUGGGACUUUCUGACACUGAUGCUUGGUACAUGAUUGAGACAAUAGCAGAGAAGAACAACGUUGGCUACAAGCAGUUUAUAAAACUCAGAGGUUUUCUGUCACAUAUCCAGCAAUUACGUAUUGGUUACUGGGGAAUUUCUUCUGUAAAAUCCACUCAGUCCAUGUCAUCCUUUGGAUUGCCAUCUCCACGUUCACAAGAUGUUGCAAAUGAGAGUCAGCAACCUGCUGAGGCUUCUGGUGUUGGAAGGAGCUGGGUACAGAGCAUGUUUAGCAGGGAUACAUCAUCAAGAACAAAUUCUUUUAGUCGUGUUCGUAGAUGGACUUCUGACAGUGGCAAUUUAGCUGCAAAUGAGAAUGGGACUCCUCGCAAACAAGACUUACUGGCUUCUGGUCAGAAAAAAAUUCAAACCAGUGUUCGCAUACUUAGGGCUCAUAGUGGUGCUGUUACUGCUCUACACUGUGUAACAAGAAGAGAGGUGUGGGAUCUGGUUGGUGACCGUGAAGAUGCGGGCUUUUUCAUCAGUGGAAGCACAGACUGCUUGGUUAAGAUUUGGGAUCCUAGUCUCCGUGGUUCUGAACUUAGAGCAACCUUGAAAGGGCACACAAAAACUGUGCGUGCAAUAAGUUCUGAUCGAGGAAAGGUAGUGUCAGGAUCAGAUGAUCAGUCUGUCAUAGUCUGGGAUAAGCAGACAUCUCAAUUUCUAGAAGAGCUUAAGGGCCAUGAUGCACAGGUCAGCUGUGUGCGCAUGUUAUCUGGUGAACGUGUCCUUACUGCUGCACAUGAUGGAACUGUCAAGAUGUGGGAUGUGAGAACUGAUACUUGUGUGGCCACUGUUGGUCGUUGCUCAAGUGCUGUUCUUUGCAUGGAAUAUGAUGACUCCACAGGAAUCUUGGCUGCUGGUGGUAGAGAUGCUGUUGCAAACAUUUGGGACAUCCGUGCUGGUCGGCAGAUGCACAAACUUUUAGGGCACACAAAAUGGAUCCGGUCAAUACGAAUGGUUGGAGACACUGUGAUUACUGGUAGCGAUGAUUGGACAGCGAGAAUGUGGUCUGUUUCUCGAGGAACAUGUGAUGCUGUUUUAGCCUGCCAUGAUGGUCCAGUUCUAUGUGUUGAAUAUUCAAUCUCUGACAGAGGAAUAAUAACAGGUUCGACAAACGGGCUACUCAGGUUCUGGGAAAAUGAGGAGGGUGGUAUAAGAUGCGUAAAGAAUGUUACUAUUCAUACUGCUUCUAUAUUAUCAGUCAAUGCUGGGGAACACUGGUUAGGAAUUGGAGCAGCAGAUAAUUCUAUGUCACUCUUUCAUCGGCCUCAAGAGAGGUUAGGUGGACACUCUAGUGCUGGAUCAAAGAUGGCUGGAUGGCAACUCUAUAGAACGCCACAGAGAACAGUUGCUUUGGUGCGAUGUGUUGUGUCAGACCUUGAAAGGAAAAGGAUAUGCAGUGGUGGCCGUAAUGGACUUCUUAGGCUGUGGGAAGCCACCAUAAACAUCUAAGUUUCUGCUGUAUCUGUAUGUAUUUAGUGGUGUUAAGUUUUCCCAUGCUAGCAAAGGAGGAAAUGUAUUUGAUUCACUUAUCUUUUUUCAAAGACUAUUUUGUUGUGUUUGUUGCGUUUGUAGCAUUUUCUGCAGUGGUGGCUUGAAACUGCAGAGUUUUGCCUUGGUUGUUUCCCCCUCCUCUUUCUACCUUAUAAACUUGUGCCCAUGAUUUUGUAUUUGGAGAAGGUCAUGAUUAAAAAUUUUCUACGAAUGGUAAUUUGUCAA